CGCCCUAAAAUCGUUGUGGAAUUUCACCUUCCACGAGUUACAACGUUAGAAGUGCGAGUGUUGGAUUGGGGGCAGCCUCUGGCCGCCAGGGGGCGACAUACGUCGUCGUUUGCCUGUCAGGUCACUUGUGGACACAGCGCCGUUGCGGACUUGCUUUUUAUACCGGCGGCGCCGCCGCUGCUGCUCUCCCUCAGUGCUUCUGUUGCUUUCUACUUCUGACUUUUGUUGUGCUUUGAAACUGGGAUGAAAGUGGAGAUCUGCAGAGUGUGUGGGAUGACACAGUGAUGCGUGGAGUAAGAUGCUUCAUAUAUUCUUUUUUUUUUUGUUUUUAACGGUCUUCGAGAUAAAAAAAGAAAACAAUAACUGGUGAUCGCAUAAAAAAUGAGAAGAUGCCUCAGUGUGCCGAUUGGGAAGGAGACAAACAAAUGGACUCGGGCAUCCAAUCCGCCGAAAAUCUAAUAUGAAGACUUAGGCUUACUUCAGAAAAAAAAGUGCCUGUAACGCGACGAAAAACUGAACCAUGGCCAGAAACACCUCACUUUAUUUCAGGAUCGUGGAAGGAAGGAACCUGCCCGCAAAAGACGUGUCUGGUGCAAGUGAUCCAUACUGCAUAGUAAAAGUGGAUAAUGAAGUUGUGGCCAGGACUGCUACAGUAUGGAGAAAUCUGAAUCCUUUUUGGGGAGAGGAGUAUACUCUUCACCUACCUAUGGGCUUUCACACUGUUUCUUUUUAUGUUAUGGAUGAAGAUACAAUCGGGCAUGAUGAUGUUAUUGGGAAGAUCUCUUUAAGUAAAGAAGUGAUUGGAGCUCAAUCAAAAGGGCUAGACAGUUGGAUGAACCUGACACGCAUAGACCCUGAUGAGGAGAUUCAAGGGGAGAUACACUUAGGUUUAGAGCUGGUCCAGGAUGGGAUAAGAGCAGGACUUCACUGUCAUAUUAUUGAAGCAAGGGAUUUGGCUCCACGAGACAUCUCUGGCACCUCUGACCCAUUUGUUAGGAUUAUGUUCAAUAGUCAGACGGCUGAAACAUCGAUCAUCAAAAAAACUCGUUUUCCUCAUUGGGAUGAGGUACUCCAAUUUGAGCUGAAUGACACAAAAUUGCAAGAUGGGCAAAGUCUUGCUCUUGAGGUGUGGGACUGGGAUAUGGUUGGCAAAAAUGACUUCCUGGGAAAGGUGGAAAUCCCUUUAGACUGCUUGCAGAAAGCUUCUCAAGUCAAAGCUUGGUUUCGACUGCUACCAUUGGGAAAGACGGAAGAUGAUGCUGGGGGGAAACUAGGUGCCCUAAGGUUGAAAAUCCGUCUUGUUGAGGACCGGAUUUUGCCAUCCAUGUAUUACCAACCUCUUAUUGAUCUUCUAAUUGAAUCUGUCACCUCUCCUGCAGAGGUGGAUGACACAACCCCAUUGACAAUGCUGGAAGAGGUGACCACAGUGGAGAGUCGGCAGGAGGUGGCCAUUACUUUGGUGAAGAUUUUCCUUGGCCAAGGAUUGGUGAUUCCCUUCCUGGAUUAUCUGAACAUGAAAGAGGUCAACCAAACAUCGGAUCCUAAUACUCUAUUCAGAUCCAACUCUCUUGCUUCAAAGGCUAUGGAACAGUUUAUGAAGGCAGUUGGAAUGCUUUACCUCCAUGAGGUAUUAAAGCCAAUUGUGAAUAGAAUCUUUGAGGAGAAGAAAUACAUUGAAUUGGACCCAUGUAAGAUGGAACUGAACCGUACCAGGCGUAUAUCCUUUAAGGGGUCCGUCUCUGAGGAGGAAGUUCGAGAAAGCAGCUUGGAGCUGUUGCACAUGUAUAUGUCUGACACCAUGGACUCCAUUGUAAACUCUGUUCCUCAGUGUCCCCCAGUUAUGAGGGUGGCCUUCAAGCAGCUGCACAAGAGAGUAGAGGAGCAGUUUCCUGAACCCGAAAAUGAGGAUGUGAAGUACUUGGCCAUCAGCGGCUUUCUCUUCCUGCGUUUUUUUGCUCCAGCCAUUCUUACACCGAAGUUGUUUAAUCUGCGGGAUAACCAUGCAGACACCCGGACAAGUCGAACCUUACUGUUACUCGCCAAGGCUGUGCAAAGCAUUGGUAACCUUGGUUUACAGCUUGGACAUGGUAAGGAGCAAUGGAUGGCACCUCUGCAUCCUUUCAUCCUUCAGAGUGUUGGUUGUGUGAAAGACUUCCUCGACAAGCUUAUCGACAUUGACAACGAUAGUGUGGCUGAAGCCCAUCACCGUGCUAUCUUCCUUCCUUCUGUGACAGUCAAAGAAGGCUACCUGCAAAAGCACAAAGCUGAGGGACAACAGCUGCUGCCUCGCUUUGCUUUCAAGAAGCGCUACUUCUGGCUCAGUAGCGAGACGUUGUCCUAUGCCAAGUCACCUGAGUGGCAGGUCCGUUCAUCAAUUCCAAUCCAGCGAAUUUGUGCAGUUGAGAGAGUGGAUGAAACAGCUUUCCAAAUGCAACAUAUGAUGCAGGUGAUUACACAAGACAAUGAUGGACAGCCUCAUACCAUGUACAUCCAGUGUAAGAAUGUGAAUGAGCUGAACCAGUGGCUAUCUGCCAUCAGAAAAGCCAGUAUCUACAAUGAGAGGAUGCUGCCAGCUUUCCACCCUGGAGCCUACAAAAGCGGCAAGUGGUCCUGCUGUCUGCAAACUGAAAGGACAGUUCUAGGAUGUAGCAGAACACACUCUGCAGUGACACUUGGUGAUUGGAGUGACCCACUGGACCCAGAUGCUGAAACACAGACCAUUUAUAAACAGUUACUUCAGGGCCGUGACAAACUAAGAAAGAAAUAUUUGGAGUCAGCCGAUGCGGAGACGGCGAUGGAUCAGAAGGAGAAGCAGCAAGGCAGCGGCUCACAGACAGAUGACAUGAAGAAGAGCCGCAGCUUCUAUGAGAGGAGGAUGGCAGCAGCGGCGAGGCUUCUCGAUGUGGUUCAAGACCUAGAGCGGGCUCACCUGGCCUUUGAACGCAGGGAGAAAGAUGAAGCCUCCAACGACAUCCUUCCUCCUUAGGUUCUCCUCACAGUCACCCACCAAGGGGCAGGGAACGCCCAACACAAGGACUGACCCAGCAGCCGUCUUUGUUGCGUUUUGCUUUGGUGCUCACACGGGGCCCAUCUGUAUAGCAACGCACCACUGGCAUGUGUCUCCCAAAGGUGGGGGGUCUUGUGAUAUCUGCUAGUACAAGAACUGCUUAUGGCAGGCUGGGGGGGGGGGGGGGGCGGUGGGUGUUUGAAGUGCCGAAGAAUGGCUGUGAUUUUAGGAUGAACACAAUCCUUAUGAGCUGCUGACUUAACGCCAUUCUGAGUGCAAAGCUUUGCAAGCCAAUUUGUUGGCACCAUGGGUGACUUGACAGAACUCUGCCCGUCGAGGUGGAGAAGCUCUUCAGCCUUCACCAUGUGGACCACAAACCUCACACCACACAAUGGAGGACGGUGUUGUGUGUCUUUGUUACACAAGGAAGCAGAGGCUGGAUACCUCAAGGAAACGGGAGGAGACGAAAACCUCGGACUUUGGACCUGAAUUCUCAUUUUGUUCUGCUGUGCCUCGCUUCCUCGGGCAGCCAGAGUCCGCAGGCUCAGUGUUAACAAACCCACCUGCUUGCUUUUUACUACUAGAAAGGCUGCCAAGGCCCAGCAUGGCCCAGUUUGUGCUGUACAACCGCCGCCAAGAGGAGCGAUGGUGGAACACGUAAGUCUGCCAAGGAGCCCAGAAACGCGUCUGCCCGACCCACCAUUCAGCAUGAACACAAUCGAGUCUCCGGUAGGUGGGACUCCAUCCCCUUUUAAUGAGAUGGCAUACUUGCCCUCGGUUUGCUUAUAAGCGUUACUGCAAAUGCUUGGUCUGCUGGCGAUGAUCCUCUUUGUAAAGCCAAGUCACAUUUCAUAAACCCAAAGCUCACACCACUGCACUCAACACUCCAGGAGCAGGCCACCAGCAGAAGGAGAUUUAGGAUCCAAACAACUCAAAAGACAACGGCACCUCUGGGGAGGACACAAAGCCUCUUUGACGUUUGUAUACAAAAGGAACGAGAAACCGCUACUUGGCUUCCAUCUGAGAUGCUGUUAAUGCCCAGCAUGUGCCAGCACUGCACGACAUCACUGGUGGGCCCGACCGAACAGCAUGCGUUUAUGAACAGGACCAGAGCACGCGGGCAACCUUAUCAAUGCCAAAUGGAAGGACAGUGUGAGGAUGCCAAUAAGGGGCAACAGGUGGGCCGAAGUGAGGUCAUUCUGAGAGGACAUAGCCAGCCAUGGUUAAGAUGCCUACACACUGAACUACAAGGCCCGUACAGAACAACAUGAUGGCCUGGUGGUAUCCAAGGACCCCAUUACCAUCUCGCCUCACAUUCCCCCCACAAACCCACGACAGGCUUUGGUUCGCCUUCUUGCAGUCGCCACACACAAAGCUGGGAAACACAUUUCAGUUUAGCUCCACCAUGGCUGUGGAGAGUUUAUUAAUUUAAGUUAAUAUUGGCCACCAGAACAUCAGGGCUAGUCCUCACCUUUUCAAAACCCAUGUCAGCUCUUGGUGCCCAGCAGAUGGCACAGCGGGCAGCCUUACCUGCCACCCCAGCAUGUUGUGUUUUUGUGCAGUUAGACCCCAGAAGGUUGGCGUGCAGGACUCCUCACAGAGCAGCUUCACCUGAGGGGUCUUUAUACUCCUUGCAUGCGCUUGAAUUCAACUUCCUCACAUCAAUGGGUCCGGCGACUCGUGUGUGUGUGGGGCGGCACAGGCGGUAGGAGAGACCUUCGCGUGCCAGUGUGACCACACUGUCCCUCGGGCACUCCACAGUGGAGAGAGAGAGACGCACUCUUGCCGUCGACUCCCUGUGAUCCUCCCUUUGCUUUACUGCACACUUAAAACACUAAAAGAUUUUUCAAGUGAAAGGCGCAAUGGCCAAAAUACACGUCAGUAUGCAAGACAGGCGACUUGUGAUGUGCUCGUGUCUGCGUUUACAUUCGGGGUGCCACUUUACUGGCAUGUUAAAGGAGGGCAUUUCUGCCAAAUGUCUUUUGCCAAAAAGUAUUUCUAUAAAUGUACACAACACCGUGAUGCCCGGCGCUUACUGUAUGCCUUGAUAUAAAAGCAGAAUAAACCCGUCUGUGUGACAAAGUGC
This is a messenger RNA of Erpetoichthys calabaricus (reedfish), 5093 nucleotides long. Its product is annotated as rasGAP-activating-like protein 1. The coding region runs from base 521 to 2986 and encodes 821 amino acids. The record is from RefSeq and is a predicted model, not a curated record. Gene Ontology annotation, molecular function: GTPase activator activity. The transcript is spliced from 21 exons. Gene Ontology annotation, biological process: intracellular signal transduction; regulation of GTPase activity; cellular response to calcium ion. Lineage: Eukaryota; Metazoa; Chordata; Cladistia; Polypteriformes; Polypteridae.